CGCGCACAUACAACAAGCAGAUAGACACGAGACACCUCUGCCGUUGAGAGUUUGAGUUGUCCUGCCAUUUCUCAUUUUGUACGUGCAAAUUCGGCAGAUGAAUAUGGACUUCGUCGGAGACGCCGACGGUUUCGCUCUCGACUUCAUCCGCGACCUCCUGCUCGGCGGCGACGGCCGCGGCGCCCCCGUGGCCAGCCCUGUAGUUUCCGACGACGUCACCUUCCCCGUCCUGCAACCUCAACCGGAACUCCAGCCUAUGUCGUCGUCGUUCUUUCCGCCGCCGCAGCAGCAUCCGGGGUACAUAGACCUGAUGCACGAGUACAUGGGCUCAGUUCCGGCUGCCCCUGCUGUAGGCGAGGCGGCGUUCCGGGCACAGGAGCCGCCGCCACCGGUGAUGAUAAAGUUCGGGAGCGAGCCGCCGUCCCCCGUCAGGCCGCCGCUGAUCAUCUCCGUGCCCCCGAGCUCGUACGCGUGGGCGGGAACGGCGUCCGCGGCGGCGCCUGCCGCGGCCGUCGAGGACUACCGCAAGUACCGCGGCGUGCGGCAGCGCCCCUGGGGCAAGUACGCGGCGGAGAUCCGCGACCCGAAGCGCCGGGGCUCGCGCGUGUGGCUCGGCACCUACGACACGCCCGUCGACGCCGCGCGCGCCUACGACCGCGCCGCGUUCCGGAUGCGCGGCGCCAAGGCUAUCCUUAACUUCCCCAACGAGGUCGGCACCCGCGGCGCCGACCUCUGGGCGCCGCCCUCACCGCCCGCUCCGGUGAAGCAGGCCGCCACCACGGCGAACAAGCGGAAGCGGCAGCAGCCGGAGGACACCGACGAUGACGUCGAGGUGGUCGCGGUGGUGAACAAGGCGGUGAAGCUCGAGGUGUCGUCCACGUCGCCGUCUUCCAUGUCGACGCGCGAGACCACCGCCUCAUCGACGGUGACGUCGACUACGACAGAGACGGGCGCAGGUGUUCAGGGGCUCCCCGUGACGCCGUCGAGCGGGAGCUGGGAGCAGUACUGGGAGGCGUUGCUCGGAGGCCUGCCGCCGCUCUUGCCGCUGUCACCGCACCCGACGUUGGGAUUUCCGCAGCUCAUCGUUAAUUAACGGGCAAGACUGGUAGUGCUGCCACUGAAAAUUGACGUCAUGUGCGCGUGUUGAUAUAGGAAUCGCAUAGUUGCAAGGGGUGAGACCACAAAUUAUAAGUAGAAAUAGUUUUUGAUGAAAAUAAGUAGAUACAGUUCACAUCCAAGUAGGAGUAGCUCGCUUUGUAAAUUCACUGGAAUAAUAUAAAAAAGAA
Setaria italica (foxtail millet) is the source of this 1286-nucleotide messenger RNA. Its product is annotated as ethylene-responsive transcription factor ERF105. The record is from RefSeq and is a predicted model, not a curated record. NCBI's taxonomy places the organism in Eukaryota, Viridiplantae, Streptophyta, Magnoliopsida, Poales, Poaceae. Gene Ontology annotation, biological process: ethylene-activated signaling pathway; regulation of DNA-templated transcription. The transcript has a single exon. Bases 98 to 1093 code for a protein of 331 amino acids. Gene Ontology annotation, molecular function: DNA-binding transcription factor activity; DNA binding.